UUAUAAAUCUCUCCUCCCAGGCAAGAUCGUGAUGUUAUCUGCUGGCAGCGGAAGGUUUGCUCCAAGGGGAGCUCCAGAAGCUCCCAACGAGAGAGAGAGAGAGAGAAGAAGAAGGGAGACGGAGAGAGGCAGACAGAGAUACAGAGAGACCGAGAGAGGGGCAGAGAGAGAGACACGCACAGAGAAGAGCGAGGGAGAGAGCAAGUGAAGGAGGCCAGGGGAAAGGGAUGGAGAACCUAGGAUAACGGUCUAGAGAGCCAUUCGGGGACGAACCGAGGGGCUGCCAGGCUGCAGGAAAGAGACAGCAGAGGAACGGCUGCAGGCUGCCAAGUGCCUACCUACCCUAAGCGAGAAAGUCCAAGUGGGAGAGAAACCAGGAGAGGGUGGCAAAGGGUGGGAGUCCAAGGGAACCCCCUCGUAACCCCCCAGGAAUAAACCCCCCCCAGUCAGCGCGGCCCGGGGCUGCCGCUGCGGUCCGCGGGGGCUGAAAGCAACGGCGGCGGCAGCCGGUCGUCUGUUGCCGGGUUGGCGUUUGGAGCGAGAGGAGAAGGAGGAGCAGAAGGAGGGAGCUGGAGGCUGGACGCGUUCGCCAGCGGCGGCGGCGGCGGCGGCGGCGGCAGCAACGUGGAGUAACCGGGCGGGUCGGCGCGCCGGCCGGGGUGUCGGCCCCCGAGCGCAGCUCCGGGAGCAGGAUCCUCGCCGCCUCCCUCCGCUGUCCCCGCGGCCCCCGCCGGACCCGAUCCAGCCCGAGCGCCGCGCUGAGCGCUCCCGCGUCCCCGCCGCGAGCCGGGCUCGCCCCCCAGCGCGCGCACGAGGGCGCGCGCGCGCACACACACACACACUCACACACUCACACACACACUCACACACGUGUGCGCUUCUCCGCUCCGGAGCUGCUGCUGCUCCUGCGCUCAGCGCCGCAGUGGAAGGCAGGGCCGCACGGCUCCUUCUUUAAAUAUCUAAAUUGGAGCCGGCCGGCCUCGGCGGCCCCCCUGACAGCGCUCCCGGCGCCCCUCCCGCCGGCGCGCCAGCUGCCAGCCCCGGGACCUUUUCAUCUCUUCCCUUUUGGCCGGAGGAGCCGAGUUCAGAUCCGCCACUCCGCACCCGAAACUGACACACUGAACUCCGUUUCCUCCUCCUAAAUUUAUUUCUGCCUCAUAGCCACUCGUCUCUUUUUUCCCCAUCUCGUCGCUCCAAGAAAACUUUUUCUGACUCCCCAAAGUGAGGGUUCCCCCUGCCCAUCGUGCAUGAAUAUUUCCACUUGGGGAACGACCUGCCUUUUCUUUUUAAAAGAAUUCAAGCAAGAUACCUUUUUCUCUCGGACACUGACUCUCGAUUGUUUGCAAAAGUUUCGCAUUAAAAAAAAAAGCUACCUGAUCUGUACUUGGAGAGUUGUUGUUUUCUUUUUUUUUUUUCUUACUUGUUUUUACUUUUUAAAAAAAUUUUUUCCACCUUUAAAAAAAUGCACUACUGUGUGCUGAGCGCUUUUCUGAUCCUGCAUCUGGUCACGGUCGCGCUCAGCCUGUCUACCUGCAGCACGCUCGACAUGGACCAGUUCAUGCGCAAGAGGAUCGAGGCGAUCCGCGGGCAGAUCCUGAGCAAGCUGAAGCUCACCAGCCCCCCAGAAGACUACCCCGAACCCGAGGAGGUCCCCCCGGAGGUGAUUUCCAUCUACAACAGCACCAGGGACUUGCUCCAGGAGAAGGCGAGCCGGAGGGCGGCCGCCUGCGAGCGCGAGCGGAGCGACGAGGAGUACUACGCCAAGGAGGUUUACAAAAUAGACAUGCCGCCCUUCUACCCCUCGGAAACUGUCUGCCCAGUUGUUACAACACCCUCUGGCUCAGUGGGCAGCUUGUGCUCCAGACAGCCCCAGGUGCUCUGUGGGUACCUUGAUGCCAUCCCGCCCACUUUCUACAGACCCUACUUCAGAAUUGUCCGAUUUGACGUCUCAGCGAUGGAGAAGAAUGCUUCCAAUUUGGUGAAGGCCGAGUUCAGAGUCUUUCGUUUACAGAACCCCAAGGCCAGAGUCGCGGAACAACGGAUCGAGCUGUAUCAGAUUCUCAAAUCCAAAGAUUUAACGUCUCCAACCCAGCGCUACAUCGACAGCAAAGUCGUGAAAACGAGAGCGGAAGGUGAAUGGCUGUCCUUUGAUGUCACGGAUGCUGUUCACGAAUGGCUCCACCAUAAAGAUAGGAACCUGGGAUUUAAGAUAAGUUUACACUGUCCUUGCUGCACCUUUGUACCAUCUAAUAAUUACAUCAUCCCCAAUAAAAGUGAAGAACUAGAAGCACGAUUUGCAGGUAUUGAUGGCACCUCCACAUAUACCAGUGGUGAUCAGAAAACUAUAAAGUCCACUAGGAAAAAAAACAGUGGGAAGACCCCACAUCUCCUGCUAAUGUUGUUGCCCUCCUACAGACUUGAGUCGCAACCAUCCAACCGGCGGAAGAAGCGUGCUUUGGAUGCAGCUUAUUGCUUUAGAAAUGUGCAGGAUAAUUGCUGCCUGCGUCCACUUUACAUUGAUUUCAAGAGGGAUCUUGGGUGGAAAUGGAUACAUGAACCCAAAGGGUACAAUGCUAACUUCUGUGCCGGAGCCUGCCCGUAUCUGUGGAGCUCAGACACUCAGCACAGCAGGGUUCUCAGCUUAUAUAAUACCAUAAAUCCAGAAGCAUCUGCCUCCCCUUGCUGCGUGUCCCAGGAUUUAGAACCGCUAACCAUUCUCUACUACAUCGGCAAAACACCCAAGAUCGAACAGCUUUCCAACAUGAUCGUAAAGUCUUGUAAAUGCAGCUAAGAUUCUUGGAAAAGUGACAAGUCAAUAAUCACACGAUGACGAUGUUGAUGGUGGUGAUGGCGGUGACGACAUUGGUGAUGUUUGUAACGAGAAAACACGAGAGAGCCUUGCUUCUUCAUCAGUGUUAAAAACAAAAAUCUGACCAAGCGGUACUAGUUCAAACACUUUGGAAGUUUGUGUUCUGUUUGUUAAAACUGGCAUCUGAAAAAAAAAAAAAAAACCACAAAAAGAGUUGAAGGCUUUAUUCUACAUUUCACCUACUCUGUAAGUGAGAGAGACGAGAAGCAAAACCUUUUUUUUUUUAAGAGAAAAAAUAAACACUGGAAGAAUUUGUUAGUGUUAAUUAUGUGAAAGAAAAAAAAAAAAAACAAAAAACAGGAAAAUCCCGUUACGUGGAGUUGCUGUACAUACCGUUCCUACCCCAGGCCUCACUUGAUUUUUCUGUAUUGCUCUGCAGUAGGCACCCUUCCCAUUCGCCCUCUUAGAGUUAACAGUGAGUUAUUUAUUGUGUGUUACUAUAUAACGAACAUUUCAUGACCCUUGGAAAAUAAAACAGGUGUAUAAAGUGGAGACCAAAAACUUUGCCAGAAACUCAAGGAUGGCUUAAGGAACUUGAACUCAAAGGAGCCAG
Messenger RNA from Camelus dromedarius (Arabian camel), 3422 nucleotides. RefSeq names its product transforming growth factor beta 2 (gene TGFB2). The record is from RefSeq and is a predicted model, not a curated record. Gene Ontology annotation, molecular function: cytokine activity; growth factor activity; transforming growth factor beta receptor binding. Gene Ontology annotation, cellular component: extracellular region. The coding region runs from base 1463 to 2791 and encodes 442 amino acids. Gene Ontology annotation, biological process: transforming growth factor beta receptor signaling pathway; regulation of cell population proliferation. NCBI's taxonomy places the organism in Eukaryota, Metazoa, Chordata, Mammalia, Artiodactyla, Camelidae. The transcript is spliced from 8 exons.